GACAACACCUCUAAGCAAGCAAGCAGCAAGGAGACGGGAUCGUACGAGGAGGCCUUUUAUUCUCUCGCGAGGAAGGACGCCAUUAUCGCCCCUCAAAACAACACGAGAAUUCACCCCCAGACGGAGCAUACUGGUAACGUAAAUACCUGCACAUACCUUAGUUUAUCGUUGACUUGGAUAUCUCUGCUUUUCUAUCAAUGAUGUCAGGGCAGGAACUGGCGGAAGUAGUUCAGAUAGCAGUGGAAGAUUUACACUCAGAUCAUCACCCAAUUGUUCUAGAGAAUCAUGAAGUGACCGAAGAGGACAUGACCCCUUCUUUGAAACGACAGAGGAUAGAAAUCAACUGCCAGGAUCCAUCCAUUAAGUCAUUCCUGUUUUCUAUCAAUCAAACAAUAUGCUUGCGACUAGACAGCAUAGAAUCCAAAUUGCAGGUGCUGGAAGCCACAUGCAAGUCACUGGAAGAAAAACUGGACCACAUCAUGAACAAACCGCCAAAUCCUAUUCAAGUUCCGAUGGUGGCUGGUUCACCCCUUGGAGCCACACAGUCCUGGAACAAAGUGCGCUGCGUUGUUCCUCAGACCACUGUAAUACUGAACAAUGACAGACAGAGCUCGGUUGUAGCAAAAUUGGAAGGUCAAGACGAGUCAAUGAACAGGACGUCAGAAGCGAUGGAAAAUAUGCUUAACAGUGGCAGAAGGCACAAUACUAUAGUGGUGAAGGUUCCUGGUGUCGAUGACAGUCAUAAUGAAGACAAUGAUAGCGGCUCGGAAGCUAGUGACACCCUUUCCAACUGUGGUCAGUCAGGAAGCACAAACAUUGGAAACAAUGUCACCCUCAUCACUCUAAAUGCUGAAGAGGAUUUUCCUAAUGGAACCUGGCUCGGAGAUGAGAACAACCCAGAAAUGCGGGUAAGGUGCCCAAUCACAGCAGCUGAUAUGCUGCACAUCACUUCCAACAGCAGGACAGCAGAAAAAAUGGCGCUGACACUUCUUGACUACCUUUUUCAUCGAGAAAUCCAGGCAAUAUCCAAUCUUUCGGGCCAGGGAAAACAUGGGAAAAAACAACUGGAUCCACUAAUGAUCUAUGGCAUACGAUGUCACCUUUUCCACAAGUUUGCAAUCACAGAAUCUGACUGGUAUAGAAUCAAACAGAGCAUUGAUUCAAAAUGUCGGACUGCAUGGCGUAGAAAGCAGAGAGGGCAGAGUCUGGCUGUUAAAAGCUUCUCACGAAGAACUCCAUCAUCGUCCUCUUUCAGUGGUUCAGAGGUUGUACAGAACACUGUGUCUUCUUCCAGUGACAUGCAACAGGGACAGCCCCAGGCCCUCCAUUAUGCAUUAGCCAAUGCCCAGCAGGUCCAGAUCCAUCAGAUUGGAGAAGAUGGACAAGUUCAAGUAGGGCAUCUUCACAUAGCACAGGUGCCACAAGGAGAGCAAGUCCAGAUUACACAGGACAGCGAGGGUAAUUUGCAGAUACAUCAGGUCCACGUGGGUCAAGAUGGACAGGUUCUCCAAGGAGCCCAACUCAUAGCAGUUGCCUCUGCAGACCCAAAUUCUGGUGUGGUUGAUGGGUCGCCCCUCCAAGCCAAUGAUAUUCAGGUCCAAUAUGUUCAGCUUGCAUCUGUGAAUGAACCUUCAGGAACAGCCCAGGCAGUGGAACCUUUGCAGUCAGCGCUCCAGCCUGAAAUGCACAUUGAACAUGGAGCAAUUGAAAUAGAUUAAUAGUAGCAUUGCAGAUCUUAAGAACAUUCAACCAUAAACCUUUACUAUGUACUUGCAGAACACAGGCAACAAAUGCUUACGAGGAACGACUCUGUAACAGACCGCUGCACAAACUCCCAAAAAACGCUAUUUAGCAGAGCUUACGUAUUAAACCUGAUGACAAGUUUUAGGCUAAAAAGUUGGUGGGGUUCCCCGCAAAAAGUUACUAAAACCAAAUUCAUGACAGUCAACACUUAUCUACAAUGCAAAAGUAAAUUCAAGUCACCUUGUUUGUACACUGUAAUAUUAUAUUUUUAUAUCCUCUGUAAGGUUUGUAACAUAAAGGGGAACCAAGCUAAAAUAGAAGUGAUAGUUUUCUUUUGUCAAAAAAUACUUUAUUUAUUAGAUGCUAAAGAAUUGUUUUAAUUGUCCACUGGAACUUAAAUUGCCAUCUAGAGCUUAAUGAACAUGGGCAAUAUGGAGACCAUAAAGAACAUCUGUUAUCAAUCACUGUUCACACUGUUUUCAAAUGAAAGGAGAAAACAUAUAUUGAGGAACAGCUUCCUUCUUUUUUUUUUUUGUAUAAUUCUGCAAGUUAAAGGGGCAAAUGCGGUCGUCAACAUUGACAUUUUCCACUUUUAAAUGGCCGAGCGUUUGUGCCUUUCUUAGGCAUUCAAGAAGAUUUGCCUUUGUAAACACAAUAUUAAUUUAGGUGGCUCUCCUGUACAAGAUACCUGUGAUUAUUUGCUUACAAGGAUAAAAGAUCUCUUUUUUCAUUAAACAAUAGAGGUGUCUAUCACAAAAUGAAAGUUUGCAAAAUGUAAGUAAAAAGGGUCAGUAAAGUCAAAAUGAAUAAUUUAGGUAGCACAUACAUUUUUUAAAAUUGUUUUGUUCUCUUGGUUUUCUUUGUUGAAAAGCAUAUCUAGGUAGGCUUAGCCGCUGGGAGCUACCAGCUGAUUGGUGGCUGCAUAUAUUUGCCUUUUGUCAUUGGCUCACCAGAUGUGUUCAGCGAGCUCUAACUAGUGCAUUGCUGCUCCUUCAAUAACUGGAUAGCAAGAGAAUGAAGCAAAUUUGAUAACAGAAGUAAAUUGGAAAGUUGUUUAAAAUUGUUUGCUUUAGCCGAAUCACAAACGCAAAAUGUUGGGUUUCAUGACCCUUUAAUUCCUGUUAAUUUAUUUAAUGGCAAGGAUUUUUUGAACCAAUACUAAUGAACUGAAAUGUUUAACAAAAGAAGUCCUUGAAUUGAAACUGUAGUUUUUUUUUUAUAUAACAAUGCUUAACCAAGUUUGUCUAUUAUUUACACUGGUAGGAUUUGUACUAAAUAAAAUAUUCCAUAACAUGUUAAGAUGCAGGACAAGAACAGACAGUGACUUUUUCAUAUUUAUUUUAUGCUUUGAAAGUUAAUGUAUAGUACAUAGUAAUACUGUCCUGAGGAUUAUGCCGUUUUUGUUUGGUUUGGUUGCUUAUACAUAUAAAACAAACUGUCUGUAACAAUAUAUACAUUCUGUGGUAAAUAUAAUUCUAUUAGCAGUUGUAAAUGAACAUUUUCAGGAAAAGGUAAUAAAUGAGUAUUUAUGAGCAAUUCAGAUAAA
Bombina bombina (fire-bellied toad) is the source of this 3289-nucleotide messenger RNA. RefSeq names its product BTG3 associated nuclear protein (gene BANP). Gene Ontology annotation, biological process: negative regulation of protein catabolic process; protein localization to nucleus. The record is from RefSeq and is a predicted model, not a curated record. Bases 198 to 1718 code for a protein of 506 amino acids. The transcript is spliced from 13 exons. NCBI's taxonomy places the organism in Eukaryota, Metazoa, Chordata, Amphibia, Anura, Bombinatoridae. Gene Ontology annotation, molecular function: DNA binding.